UCAUUUCCGUUUGUCUGUAACCUGCGUUUUUUUCCUUGCCUGUCCUUCCCUCUCAGCUAAUUGCUCUUUGGUCAAUAUCUACACUCUUGAAUGUUUGUAAAUUUCCAACAGAUAUAAAGACACCAUGGAUGAUUUUGACAUGCUCAACUCACCUGCUACUGGAAACGGCGUGGGCUCAGACGAGGAUCCCGCUGCGGCUUUUUUGGCCCAACAAGAAAGCGAAAUCGCGGGGAUCGAAAACGACGAAGGCUUCAGCAUCCUGGACAGUGGCGAGGUCCCUUCAUCGUUGGCAGAUUCCAGCGAUGGUGCUGUCAAUGGAGAGUUCCAUGGGGAAAGCAACGGCCCGUCUGAUGCAUAUGCAGCAAUUUCCAAUGCAGACCGCCUGCAGGCUGAACCUGAAAGUCUUCGCAAAUGGAGGGAGGAGCAAAGAGAGAGACUUGAGAUGCUUGAUGAAAACUCUCGCAAGCAGGAGUCUGAAUGGAAGACCAAGGCCAAGGUGGAACUGGAGGAGUGGCAUGCCAGACAAAAUGAGCAACUGGAGAAAACCAAAGCCAAUAACAGGGUGCUCGACGAAGACUUCUACAAGCAGCCCUUCUCUGAACUCAUUGGUUAUGUGGCGGCUGAGGAGGCCAUGAUUUCAGACAUGGAUGAGAACAAUCCCGGCACGGAAUGGGAGCGGGUGGCUCGCCUGUGUGACUUCAACCCCAAGUCCAGCAAGCAAGCCAAAGACGUGUCGCGCAUGCGCUCCGUCCUCAUUUCCCUGAAGCAGGCCCCGCUUGUGCGCUAGGCUGCAAUUUAUCCAAUCCAAAAUGAUCAUCAAUGCAAAUGCAACCAACAGCUGAUGACCAACAUUUGUAUUCUGAAGAAAAGGUGGCAUUCCUUCCUUCUGUCCAUACCCUUUUAGUGUACAUCUUUUUUUUUUUUUUUUUUUUUUUUUUUUUUCUCCUUCCCCCCCCCUUUAGUGGAGGGGUACUGUAUUCUACUUCUGACAGACCUGUUAAGAAUAGCCAUGGAACAUCAAAGCACUGAUUUGUCACAGCGUAUUUUUUUGUGUCCACGUACAAUUUAAAUGCAAGUCCUUGUUUGGGUUCAUAUAGCCAGCAAAUGAUACCAAUCCCAUCAUACUGUGCUGUAACCCCUCAAACUUCAUGGCCCUUGUAAGGUUGGUGGUUUUAGACACCUUUUUUUAAUAUCACAUCAUGUUGUCAUUAGCCAUACUUGGAAGUUUGCAAAGAUUGUUUUUCUUUCUGUUUAAGGACCAAAUUUAAAAAAAAAAAAAAAAAAGGUUUCAAGUGUCUGUGUAGUGUCAGCUUGUUGUAUUCAAUCUAUGCAUCUUUUUGUGAAAAUGGUCGAGUACAUAAUUCAGACGUGUGUGUGUGUGUGUGCGCGCGCACACACUGUCCGUGUUCCACUAUGUAAAUAUAACAAAGGCACUAUAUAUACACAGAACAUAAGACCUACAUGUUGUAAAAUUUGACAGUUUGAAGAACUAAAUUGUCAGCUGUUGUAUGAACAAGCAUGUCCAUUGCCCACUUGUUUCAAUGUCAGUAAACAGUGAAUCAAAACUGUCA
Syngnathoides biaculeatus (alligator pipefish) is the source of this 1571-nucleotide messenger RNA. RefSeq names its product clathrin, light chain A (gene clta). The transcript has 6 exons. Gene Ontology annotation, cellular component: clathrin coat of coated pit; postsynaptic endocytic zone cytoplasmic component; clathrin coat of trans-Golgi network vesicle. NCBI's taxonomy places the organism in Eukaryota, Metazoa, Chordata, Actinopteri, Syngnathiformes, Syngnathidae. The coding region runs from base 125 to 787 and encodes 220 amino acids. The record is from RefSeq and is a predicted model, not a curated record. Gene Ontology annotation, molecular function: clathrin heavy chain binding; structural molecule activity. Gene Ontology annotation, biological process: intracellular protein transport; clathrin-dependent endocytosis; clathrin coat assembly.